AUGGUGCGCAAACUCAAGCAUCAUGAGCAGAAGCUCUUGAAGAAGGUCGACUUCAACACCUACAAAAGCGAUAAUGACCACCGAGAAGCCGCCGUCAUGCGCCGCUACGCAAUCCAGGGACGCGACGACUACCGCAAAUACAAUCAGCUCGCCGGCUCUUUGCGACAACUCGCACACAGAAUUGCCAACCUCGAUCCAUCAGAUCCCUUCCGCGCCAAGCAAGAGGACCUGAUACUGGAGAAGCUGUUCUCGAUGGGCUUGCUGGGAACCGGUGGCGGCGGCCGUGGAAAACUAUCUGACGUCGAGCACAAGCUCACAGUGAGCGCAUUCGCACGGAGGAGAUUGCCAGUCGUCAUGACCCGGCUACGCAUGGCAGAUCAUGUACAAUCAGCUGUUACACUCGUCGAACAAGGGCACGUAAGAGUUGGAACCGAUGUCAUCACAGACCCAGCCUACCUGGUCUCGAGGAAUAUGGAAGACUUCGUCACAUGGGUUGACUCCUCCAAGAUUAAGCGCAACAUCAUGAAGUACCGCGACAAGCUGGACGACUUCGAACUCGAGGCCCUAUGA
This is a messenger RNA of Alternaria novae-zelandiae, 570 nucleotides long. RefSeq names its product Small subunit (SSU) processome component (gene IMP3). Gene Ontology annotation, cellular component: small ribosomal subunit; small-subunit processome; Mpp10 complex. Gene Ontology annotation, biological process: rRNA processing. The transcript has 3 exons. Gene Ontology annotation, molecular function: snoRNA binding; rRNA binding; structural constituent of ribosome. The record is from RefSeq and is a predicted model, not a curated record. Bases 1 to 570 code for a protein of 189 amino acids. NCBI's taxonomy places the organism in Eukaryota, Fungi, Ascomycota, Dothideomycetes, Pleosporales, Pleosporaceae.